ACGGAAAAAGAAAAAAUGAAGACAGUUCACAGUCUCAGUUGGCCACUGCAUUGCACGAUAUUACGGAUGAUUUUGAAGAUAUAUCAACAGUGUUCAGUCUGUGCGGAUGACACAACUAGGUUCAUGGAGCUUCUUUGCUUGCUUAUAUGCAAAGGUUGCCUAAAAAAUCUAAAGUAGAAAAGCUCUUAGCUCCAACACGACCUCGUGGACGACCUGCCAAGAGAAGCCUGGCGAGCAGAACUUUGUGUAGCAAUAAAGAAACGCUUGAUGAGGAUGAUUUUAGUGAUGCGGCGUCUGUGACCACAGAUGACAAAAGCUCUCAAGAUGUAGUUGUAAUUGAUGACGACAAUUGUGACUUGGAACUAGACGAGUCAUUUUUGAACAAGGAUGAAAAACUUUGUAGAAGUUGCAAACAUAUUGUUCCAAUGGAAAUGUUUCAGAAUCACUUGAAGGAAUGUUUUCAAAAGUUCAAAUUGCAUAAGAACACCAGAACCACCAAAGAGACAGUUCAUCCUUGUUCAAGUCAUCAAGAAAGCAACCCUGAAGAAAAGCUAUCUGCUGCUGUUCAGGAAAAGGAAAUUUUGCACAUUUUACCAUGUCCCCUCUGUCUGAAGAUUCCAUGAAAACAAACAUUAAAGAGAAGGGUCGAGGGUCAAGAGGUCGGAGAAAUUUCCACAAUACUGUGCUAGCUACUCGUUCAGUCGCAGAAAGGGAAAGGAUUAUAAGUGAAAAAGUUGCUACUAUUUUAGCCAGUGAAACUUCAACUAAUAUAAGUUGGAAAGAAAACACCACUCAGGGAGGACGUGGGCGUCUCACAAAUGUUCGGGAUGAGAACUGUACUUUGUGGAGUGCAUCAGCUAGUAAUCUUGAGCAACCCAUUGAGAAAUAUUAUGUUGCUGAUCUCGAGUCACACAUCAAGCCCAAAAAAGCUGAAGUUGGGAGGCUUUUGAAGAGGCUGUCGGACAUUCCAGGACGACUGAAUGUCACUGUUAUGCAAAACAUUAAUGAGAACUCUGACAGUGAAUCUGAUGUAGAAGAAGCUUCUGUUCUUAAUGAAUACUGCACACAGCUUGCCAUGGCAGAACUCCUAGGCUCUCAAGAACUGAAUUUAACUCGUGCCAAUGGCCCUGCAUCACCAAAUUUAUCUUCUCUUGAUGACCUUCAAGGUCCUAGUUCAAACAUCACCCUAGAAGCUGCUAGUGGUUUCUGGUUGAUCCACCCAGCAGAAACUAAAGACUCCAAUGAUACUGCUACAGCCGAAGAACCAGAAGUCAAUAGUACAUCCAAAGUCCCCAACACACAUGUGGAUUUUGAAAAGACUCCUGAAAGCAGCAACAGUCAGGUUAAUAGUAACGAAGAUGAUAUUUUAGCAGAAAUGAGAGCAAAGAAGAUUGGAGAAAGUGAAAUUUCAACCAAGGAUAGUAAACUUACAGAUGGAGAUGGAUCUUAUAAAUUUAGCAGCAAUUUCUGUUUUUCUGAUGCCUCAAAAUCUGUUUUAGAUGCAGGUGAUUCCAGAUGCAGAACAGGUAAUGAACAAAGGGCAUUAGUUAACUCUUCGACUUGCUCUGAAAAUGAGGACUUUGUUCAUUCAGAGAUCAACUGUGGAAAAAAUGAUACUUUUUUCUCAUCUUUCUGUAACGUAAGUUCUCCAAAGAAGAUGUGUCGCAUCUCUUUAUCUGGCCACAUUCUUAGUAGUUUACACAACGAUGCACAAAAAGAAGAGGAUUCUUCAGUUCAAGGCUGUGAUGGUAGUAAGGAGCAGAAUCUCUGUAGUAGUCCUAAAAGCAAUCUUCAUGGGGAGAACAAUGUAAUAAGCAAAGAAAUAACUGAAGUAAGAUUAGUUGGAAGUCAAGAUAGUGAAAUUUUGUGUUUGCUUGACACAACUAUUGACAAAGACACCAAAGGGUCUCAAGUGUUACCAAAAAGACUGAGUAGAUUACAGGAGAAAGCCAACCAAUCAGGAGAACUGGUGGGCAAAAUGUUUGCAGGUGAUAGCUCAUCAGGCUGUCGUUCAUUAAAUUCCACCUCCUUUCUACAUAGAAAAUGUAACACAUCAUCCAAACAGGAAGACCUUUGCUCAAGAGAAACUGUGGAGGAAGAAACACUUGAUGAAGUUGGGAAGCUAUCAGAUACCUCCUGUGACUCAGACAGCACAGAAAUAUUCAACUUAGUAAAGGGAAAUAAUAAUAAUCAGGAUUCAGUUGCUUGGGAGUCAGAUCAUGGAUCCUCUAUUAAAAAAAAAGGAACAGGAAAAGAAAAUAUAAAACAAAGAAAAAGUGGGAAACUAACUAGUAAAAGUAAUAAAUGCAAGUUAGGUUUAGUAUCCACGGAAACAACUGAGGAAAAGUCAGAUGAGAAAGAAGAUAUUUCUUCUGAUGAUUGUAAUUCUCCACUGUUGUUAGAAGAUGAAGUUCAUAAAGAUGAUAAUGAAAGUGAUGAAGGUGAUGCCAGAACUAUCAUAUAUGAUGACAAUUCAGGUGAUGGAAUGUUGCCUAUGCCAUUGAGUGAUGAACCUUGCGAAAGUAUCUGUGAAUUAGAAACUACUGCACCAUUCCAGGGUAAAGAGAAAGAAGUGAAUAUCACCUCCCGUGCUUCAGAGAACUCUUGUUCUAUAAACAGACACCACACUUUUUCAGAAAAGUCUUCAGUAGACUUUCAAGAUAAAAAUGGUGUUAGGAAUGUUCCUUCAUCUCUGCAAUUUGCAGUUGAUAUGGAUGAAACCAAAAUGUACAUUAACUCCAAGACUGUUAGGCAUUGCAAUGAUAGUACAGUGAUGUACCAGUCCAAUAAGGAUAAAUGUCGGACUGAAAGAGCAGUAACUCCACAAAAUGCCUGUGAAGACAGUUCAGAUCCUGAAACAAGAGAAGGAAAAUUAGGCAUAACUUUAUCCACUGAAGAGUAUACCAAAGCAGGAGAGACAGCUAUUAAUCAAAUUCUUGAAGCCUUUGAAGAAACCAUACCCAGCAGAUAUUUAAAUGAAGCAAAUGACACAGUAUUGUAUAAAAGUAGGGUUAGUGCAAAAGAACCUCUGCCUAAUGAGGAUUCAAGUCUGCAUGAUGAUACAUUGCCUGAAGAUAUGAUGAAAAAGUUACUGGAAGUGACACCUCUUAAAGGUACCACCAAACUGGAUUUGGAUGAAACUGUAGAGUAUGGAGAUUCAAAUGAGAAAAACACCACAGUCCUUCACCAACAUGGGGUCUGCAGUGCUUCCAAGAAUACAGUGGUCAUAGACAAUAAUUCUCUAAUGGAAGAUGAUUCCAAUUACAGUAGUGAAAAACAUGAGAGCCAAGGUGUGGAAGGUGACAAUAGAAGUUUAAAGGAUUGUCGUACAAAAAGCAUCACUUCAAAUGUUUCUCCUGAACUGAUUAGUACUGAGGAGAGUUCAGAAAUCAACAAGAGAUCAGACAGCAUGCUGACAAGGCUUAUUUAUGACUGGGGCUCCCUUUUAGCUAGUGGUGAAGAAAGCGAUGUGACUAUCAUAACAAAUAGCGGUGAAGAAUUAAAAGCUCACUCUAUUGUUCUCUUAGCUCGAUGUCCCGAGUUAUAUGCAGAUGUGAAAAAUAGCAAAAGACAACUUACUUGGACUGGAGUUUCAUAUGAUGGAGCAUACAUCUUUUUAGCAUAUUUAUACACUGGUGGUUGCAGAAUAAAAACCAAAGAUGAUCCUUUUUGGAUGGAUGUUUUUGAUCUGGCUUUGAAAUAUAAAAGUGAAGAACUCAUUAGUUUCCUUGAGUCUCUCUAUAAAAUAGGGAAUUCUCCAUUAAAGAAAAAGGUUUGUUACAGAAGGGCUCUGAGUCCGGUGUCUCAGAAGUGUUGCCUGAAAAAUUAAUCAAGAGGAAGAAUGAUAGAAAAGACUCUCGUAGGUGAUGUGGUGGUAAGAAGAAAGGAACCAGACAAAAUUCAUUGUAGUUUAUCCAAUAGUAAGAUGAAGUUAGGGAACACUAGCACAGUUAGACCAUUACAGAUGGAUUCUGCUGAAGAUACUGCCAUACCACAGCAGACAAGUAGUGAAUUCAAGAUAAACACAAGUCUUUCUGUCCUAAGUACUCCUAAAGCUGACAGAAGUAGUAGAAGUGUCCCCAGGAAAGUGGCGAGAUGUCUUGACCUAUCUCCCAUUGAUAAAACACUGUCACCAACAGUUCUUUAUUCAGAUGAGAAUGAUCAAGUUGAUGAGUUGAGGACAAAUAACAUUAGUUCACCUGAUGAACCAAGCAAGAGUUCCAAGGAAAAAACUUGUAGUAUUUAUGGGUCACAGUCACCAGACCUGUUUGAUUCCUCUGUGCAGGAAGAAAAUGUUAGUUUUAUAACCACGCCAGCAAAAUCACCACUUGGAGUUUCAUCACCCGAAGAUACAACUGUGAAAAGCCAUUCCAAGGAGUCUGAACAUGAUCAUGCAGUUGGAAUAUCAAACUCUUUAUCUAGUCACAAGAAAUCUCCAGAGGUGCAAAUCAGCUACAAUGUUCAGUGUGAUGAAAGUUCGGUGUGUUCUAAAUUUGGAAACAACCAAGGACAAAGUUGUGAGAGUGGAGUAUUGCAUAGUCAGGAUGAUUAUCAAGAUAAUGAUCGUACAGAAGAUAAAUGUCAUAUUUCAAAAGAUGUAGAUGCAAAGAAAGGGAAUUCAUUAGAUUCAGCAAAGCCUUUAAAUAUUGAAGACAAUAUUGAUGCUAAUGAUGAAGAUGAGAUGCAAAAUGGUAAUGUAAUUGAUCUGACAAUUGAUAGCUCUGAUGAGUCACAGUCUAGUUAUCUCUCAGUUGGUAACAUUGUGGAUAAAACUACAAUUAGCAGCAAAACAGCCACACCCACAUACUCUCAAGAUGAUAUGGAGCCUCUUAGAUUGGUGGAAAGUGAAGAAAGUGAAAAGGAUGUGGAUGAAGUUCCUCACCAAGUAAAAACUGAUAAAAGUGAGGAUAAUGGAAAAGGAAAUGAGAUAGCAGUUGACAUAAUAUGCCCAUCUCCAAACAGUGCUGUUAGUGACAAAGACGACCACGAAGGGUCAAGAUCUGGCAGAACUGAAAAUGAUCAUUCUUACAUAAGCAAUGUGUGGGAUGAUUUUGAUGAUGCUGGAUUUGGAAUUUCUGUUGAUAUGCCACUGACACCUGACAAAGGUGGAAAUACUGAAAAUGUCAGUUGCCUUGAUUUGCCAUCUCUUGAAGAGGAGGAAAGAGUUGUUGCUCACAUGGACAGUGAACGGAUCAUUAGCAAUGAAUCCCAGUCCAGCACUUUCAAAGCAACUCUACCUAUGGUGCCCCCUAGUUUAUCAAACCAGAAAAACUUGGACUCCGCAACCAGUACAACAGAUACCCAAAAAUCCUGCAGGUUUGACCAGGGAUGUACAAAGGCCAGUUCUUGUUUUCCAUCCAUUAGUGAUGAUACAAUGGCUAAAGUAACAGAAGACAUGGAUGAUUCUAAUUUAUGGAAAGAAGAGUUUGAGCCAGUGUUUGAAGAAGAUAACCAAAUGAUAGAAAGGGAGUGUUUUGACAAAGGGAAUACUGUCGGGUAUGAAAAGAUGAAAACUCCUAAACAGAAAGCAAAAACACAGAAUAUGGUAACGCCAAUGCCGAAUUACAAAAAUAUGCCAUCACCAGAACUUCAGAAAGAGCUCAAGAGAUAUGGGAUUAAGCCCAUUAGUCGGAAAAAAGCAAUUGUUUUGCUGGAACACGUUUAUGAAAAGACGCAUCCGUUAGUUACUGAUAGUGAGGCUGAUAGUAGUUAUUGUGAUACUCCAUUACAACCACAACCUGCUACAACAAAAACUGGUAAACAGAGAGUCGCUGCAUCCCUUGGAGAAAGGCUAGCAAUGAGAAAUUCAAAGAAGACUAAAAAUACAGAUGAUAAGCCAAAGAAGAAUACGGCCUCAAAAAAUCAAAACAACAAAGUGUCUCAGGUUGUCCACAUUCCAGAUAAAAUUGAAGAGGAGGAGGAAGAGGACAGUCCUCUAAAUUUGUCACAGUCUUCCAGCACAAGCGGUGAAGGAUCUGAAGUGGAUUGUGUUGAGGAAUCAAUGCUAGGGGGGACUCUUGAUAAUGACCUUGCCAUUAGUGCAACUCAGCAAGGUUGCUUAUCAAGCCAAAUUGUCCAGUUUAUUAGAAGUGACCCAGAAUUUCACCAGAAAGUCCUACUAUAUGAACCCUUCUUUGUAGAAGAUUUACAGGCUUCACUUAAAGCUAAUGGAGUGAAAUGUAAUAUGAGAAGUCUUCUUGAUGUUCUUGAUGAUCAGUGCAUCACCUUCAGGACUCAUCAAGGACAGAGGCAACGCCAACGAGGUCGAAAGUGUAAGAGGAAGAGUGUUGGUACUCCAGGUAAAUCACCCAAGAGAUCUAAAAGGACCAAUCCUUAAAUGCUGGUAUUAUUU
Molecule: messenger RNA, 6352 nt
Organism: Macrobrachium nipponense
Lineage: Eukaryota; Metazoa; Arthropoda; Malacostraca; Decapoda; Palaemonidae
Biological process (GO): DNA repair; resolution of meiotic recombination intermediates; DNA replication
Cellular component (GO): Slx1-Slx4 complex; nucleus
Molecular function (GO): protein binding
Source: RefSeq, a predicted model, not a curated record